UAAUAAAUUCACGAAAACUCAAAAUGGCCAAGAUUUUUCUUGAUUUUUAGUCAUAUUUUACCACAUAAACAACUAUUUAGAAAUUUCUUAGGCCUUCUUUAACAUUCUUUCAAGCUGACCAGCGCAAAAUCAUCAUGAAUCGUGCGGAAACAAGGAAAAAACAGCCUAUGAAACCUAGUCCCAACAUAAAUGCAAGCCGCAGGAGCAGUCACAGCUUCAGCAGCCGCAGGACUGUUGGUGCUGCAUCUCGCAGUAACUUGUUUGCUUCAACAAGCAGAAAAAGUGUGAUCAUAGACUCAAGCAAACUUGAGAAGAUCCAUCACAAACCUCCUGUUCAGGUGUUUGAUGAAUUGGGUCAAGAUGUUACUCCUAGAAGUUUACUAUUUCUUGAUCAAGCAGCAGUGAAGAGAAAUCAAAGCAAUACAUUCUUUGAUGCAAGUGCAUCUAUAGCAACUCCCUCAGAAGUUAGCCAGUCAUUCUAUGCAGCCAGCACAGCCAGUAUGUACGGUGGAUUGACAAGGUCAGUGUUUGGGUCAGUGUCUGGUCGAUCAUCACCUGAAUCAAUUAGUGAAGACUUAACAGAACCUAGCAGCAGUUUUCAUGACAGGUUUUCAUCAAAUCUUGGAGACAUUCAAACUCACACAACGUUUAUCAAAGAAGAAAUUACAGAGGAAGAUCUUGAUAAGCCUGUUCACCUUACUUUAACUGAAACUGAUACCAUCUGGUUGCUGGACCUGCCAGGAACAUACAUGGCAGAGGAUCAUGAUAACGCAGUCAAGGAAAAGGAAAAAAUACAAAAAUAUGAAGAGCUCCUAAAGAACCGUGCUGGUAAUGACAUGUAUGUGGAACGAGGAAUGCAGACCUUUAACGAUGCACCAAAAAGUAAAGAAGUCCAGACAGACAAAGUUGAAUUGUUGGAAAUUGGUUGCAUGGCAACAAACUGGGAUAUGUAUGAUACCCUUGAUGCUGCUGUAUCUGGACAAGAAGGACUAAAGUCUGUAUCUUCAGAGAAGUUUGAAAGUUUGAGUAGACCAGCAAGUGGUGAAAAGACAAGUUCUUAUGGUGAUAGUGAUAGUGUUGGAACAGGUUCUAUAAGGCCUACUAGUGCUGCUUCUGGGAGCAUUACAGGUAGCAGAGCCAGUAUGUUUACAAUGAAGAGUGGUUCCUUGGAUGAAAUGCCUUCAGGMGAAGAAAAAGAUGAAAAGACAUCUGAAGAAGUUUCAGAAAGUGACAAGGAAAGAAUUCUUGGGUCUGACAACAUGAAAGCAAGUCUGUUUGUGAUGGAAAGAGCUAUUGCRCAAAAUGUUUACCARUCRAGGCAAGCUCAGUUCAGAGCCUUAGAMGUUCUGCCAGAUAUUGAUGCUGAAACUGAAGAAGAAGAAUCCACCAAUGUCACUCUAGCCCAGCUAGGACCUAGACUUAAUAAACUCUGGUCAUACUCAUGUAACUUGACAAAAGGACGAAAUGUUAGCUGUACUGCUUGGAAUAAACUAAAUCUGGAUAUCUUUGCUGUUGGCUAUGGUGAGUUUUCGUACUCGGAGCAGAAAGGUGGUCUGGCCUGUUGCUGGAGUAUAAAAAAUCCUGAGUAUCCUGAAAGAGUUUUUCAUCUUAAUAGUGGUGUGACAGCUUUGGAUUUUUCUGCUGCACAUCCUAAUCUGCUUGCUGUUGGUUUGUAUGAUGGUACAAUAGCUAUAUACAAYGURCGUAGUUCUGAAGAUUCGCCAGCCUUGGAUAGCUUUGAGUGUCAAGGCAAGCACACCUCACCAGUUUGGCAGCUUCAAUGGGUAGACCGUGACCAAGGCGCAGGGGAUGAGAGAGAUGAAAUACUUGUCUCAAUCUCUGCCGAUGGCCGAGUAACAAAAUGGUCCAUCAGAAAAGGGUUUGAAAGUGCAGACUUGAUAAAACUAAAAMGAGUCAACAUCACCAAACACAGCAAGGCUGGUGGUGGAGCAGGAGGGAAGAAGAGUGAUGCUCUUAUCUCAAGAUUUGCUCCAGGCUUCUGCUUUGAUUUCAAUACUAAUGAUGCAAAUAUUUAUUUGGCUGGCACUGAAGAGGGACAUAUCCACAAGUGUUCAUGCUCUUACAAUGAACAGUACCUAGAAAGCUUUUAUGGACAUACGGGACCUAUUUACAAAGUCAAGUGGUCGCCACUGUUUCCUGAUGCCUUUCUCAGUUGUAGUGCUGACUGGAGCGUGAGACUAUGGCAUCAGGAAAAACCAAAUCCAGUCAUGACAUUUUUGUCAUCUACAAAAUCUGUAAAUGACAUAAGCUGGUCUCCUGGUUGUGCUACACUAUUUGCUUGUGUUAGUGAUCGAGCAAUCGAAGUCUGGGAUUUAAAAAUCAACACUCUUGACCCUAUAGUGUCCUACGUGCCAGUGCAAAACUUCAAACUCUCUACAAUUUCAUUUACAUUGAAUACAACGAUUCAAACAAUACUGGUCGGAGACUCUGAAGGUCAGGUGACAGUUUAUCAGCUGCGAGGCAUGUCACCAGGUGUUGACAAAGAGGUGUCCAUGUUAUCUAAAAUCAUAAAUUUUGUCAGUCAACCAAAGGAAUCUGGAUCACCAUCAAAACAAAAAAAUAAUGAAGACGAUGACUUUGACUAGCAUACAGGAUCAUGCAAAAACAACCAGAACGGUGUUUUUAUUUUAGUAUGUUUUACUAAAAUCUCACUUAAUCACAUUUAUGGUACAAGAAAAAAAAAAAUAGAAAAAAUGGUGUAUAUAUAAGAUAUAGUUCAUAUACAUUGUUAAAGUGUAUUAUUAUAAUUUAUUAUUUUGUCAAUAAAAUGAAACAAGAAC
Messenger RNA from Exaiptasia diaphana, 2801 nucleotides. RefSeq names its product WD repeat-containing protein 78. Gene Ontology annotation, cellular component: axonemal dynein complex. Lineage: Eukaryota; Metazoa; Cnidaria; Anthozoa; Actiniaria; Aiptasiidae. Bases 135 to 2606 code for a protein of 823 amino acids. The transcript has 24 exons. Gene Ontology annotation, biological process: cilium movement. Gene Ontology annotation, molecular function: dynein light chain binding; dynein heavy chain binding. The record is from RefSeq and is a predicted model, not a curated record.